Microthlaspi erraticum is the source of this 1167-nucleotide messenger RNA. The record is from the annotation of a GenBank genome assembly. NCBI's taxonomy places the organism in Eukaryota, Viridiplantae, Streptophyta, Magnoliopsida, Brassicales, Brassicaceae.
AUGGUUUUGUCAAAACGAUGGCAACCUCUUUGGAAAUUAGUGCCAAGACUUGUAUACGACGACCAGGGCUAUCAAAACAUCGAGUAUUGGAAGUUUUCGCGCUUUGUAGAUAGGUCUUUGAUUCUGCACGAGGCACCGGUAGACACUUUGCAUUUUAAACUUAUUCAAACGUCUGGUGCUGCUGAUAUUGGUAUAUGGAUUACAAUUGCGGUUAAACACUGUGUUCGUGACCUGAUUAUCGAGCUCGACUGCUCUUCCAGUACAACUCCAGUCACACUUCCGAGGAGUUUAUACACAUGGUGUCGAAUGCUUGUGACCUUGAAACUUAAGAGUGUGAUUCUUGUGGAUGCAUCUUCCUUGCCUUCUUUUCCAACCCUCAAAACUUUGAGCCUUUUAUCUGUGAAGUACCCUGGUGAUGAAUUUGUCAAGAGUCUUUUAUUCAAUUGUUAUGUUCUUCAAGAUCUGGAUGUGGAAAGAUGUGACAAUGACAAUGUGACCAUUUUCACAGUUAUAGUGCCUUCUCUGAAGAGUUUAUAUCUAGAUGAAAAAUCAGACGAGUUUAAAGACGGUGGUUUCGUGAUAGAUGCUCCGCUUUUAGAGAUCUUUCACAUUCGUGAUCAUAUCACUGAUUGUUGUGUCAUUGAGAAUGAUAUGCCGAAGAUAGUCCAGGCAUAUGUUGAUGCCAGUUAUUAUCAUCCCGGGAAGAUUUUGUGUUAUAUUACUUCAGUCAAGCGUCUCUUUUUUUGUUUAAAGGAGGUGUAUCCUGUUGACAGUGUCUUCCACCGUCUUGUACAUCUAACGCUAUGCACAUGUGAGAAAGAGUGGUUGAAACUACUUAUGUAUCUUCUCAGAAAUUCUCCUACAUUACAAGCUCUCAAACUCAUUCAGCGCCAUACAUCUGGGGAUGACCGACAAAGCCCGCGUUGGAAUGAACCGAGCUCAGUCCCUGAAUGUGUGUUAUCGAGUCUUGAAACUCUCCAAUGGGUACGAUAUGAAGGAACAGAAGAAGAGAAAGGAGUGAUGGAAUUCAUCUUGAGAAGUGCAAAUUGUUUAAAGAAGGCAACUAUCUCCUCCAAAGCAACCGACCCCAACAAGAAACUAGAGAUGAUCAAGGAAUUGUCAUCGUCACCUAGGCGCUCACCUACAUGUCAGCUCAUAUUUGACUGA